GGAUAAACGGAACCGGGGGGGGGGGGGGGUUGAACCGUGAACAGCACGCGAAUCUCAGGUUUUCAAUCUUGACCCGAAUCUUGGUGAAGCCUGCUCCUUGAUGCUUUCUACGGCGCCAAGGCGGCGCCUUUGAGGAGAUUUCCGCUUGUUAGAGCCGAGAAGAUGAACAAGGACAAGGCUCCCAUGCCGGGAGACGGCGGCUCCGGCGACGGCUUGCCGCCGCAGUCCUCGCGCCGUGCGGGGGCGCCGCCUUCGUCGUCGACCCCGCCGCCGGAGUACGACAUCAGCCGCAUGCCGGACUUCCCUACCCGAAACACGGGCCACCGGCGCGCGCACUCCGAGAUCCUGAGCCUCCCCGACGACCUCGACCUCAGCGCCCCGGGCGCCGGCGACGGGCCGUCGCUGUCGGACGAGAACGACGAGGAGCUCUUCUCCAUGUUCCUUGAUGUGGACAAGCUUAACUCGUCGUGCGGGGCGUCGUCGGAGGCCGAGGCUGAGUCGUCGUCUGCCGCGGGUGGCGGGGGCGAGGGGGCCGGGCUGGGCCACGCGCCUAGGCCAAGGCAUCAGCACAGCCAGUCCAUGGACGAGUCCAUGUCGAUCAAGGCGGAGCAGCUGGUGGGACCGCCGGGGGUGGAGGGGAUGUCGUCCGCAGAGGCUAAGAAGGCGGUGUCUGCGGCGAAGCUGGCUGAGCUUGCUCUUGUCGACCCGAAGAGGGCGAAAAGGAUUUGGGCUAACAGACAAUCUGCUGCAAGAUCAAAGGAAAGGAAGAUGCGCUAUAUUGCUGAACUUGAGCGCAAGGUGCAGACCCUGCAAACAGAAGCAACAACAUUGUCAGCUCAGCUGGCACUGCUGCAGAGAGACACCACUGGGCUAACAACUGAGAAUAGUGAGCUGAAGAUACGUCUGCAGACCAUGGAGCAGCAAGUCCACUUACAAGAUGCUUUGAACGACACUCUGAAAGCGGAGGUUCAGCGGCUGAAGGUAGCAACAGGACAGGUGGCUAACGGUGGUGGAGGGAUGAUGAUGAACUUUGGCUCCAUGCCACGCCCUUUUGGAGGCAACCAGCAGAUGUUCCACAACAACCAGGCGAUGCAAUCUAUGAUGGCGACGCACCAGCUGCAGCAGCUCCAGCUCCACUCUCAGCCUCAGCAGCAGCAGCUGCAGCCCCAGCACCAGCAGCAGCCAUUGCACCCGCUGCAGGUGCAGCAGCUCCAGCAGGCGGCGAGAGAGUUCAAGAUGAAAGGGCCGAUCGGUGCGCAGGGCCAGUGGGGUGAUGGGAAGUCAGGGAGCAGCGGCAGUUGAACUGCUGACUCUAGAACCUUGGUGUAAGUGGUGGUUAGGAGUGGAGAUCGCUUGUUUUGGGGAUAAUGCUGUGCAAGUGUAGUUAUCUAUAGGCUCAGUUCGGCUUUGGCUUCAGUUUAUGGUUUAUCUCAGUUACCUAUAGGCUCAGUUCUGCUGCAACUUCACUUUACUUAGUCGGAUGGUCACAGAUGUUUAUGUACUGGAUGGAACUUGUCCGUGGCACCUUUUUAGUUUAAGGGGUAAAAAUGAUUGGACUUUGAAGUUUCAGACGAAA
Messenger RNA from Phragmites australis (common reed), 1576 nucleotides. RefSeq names its product transcription factor RF2a-like. NCBI's taxonomy places the organism in Eukaryota, Viridiplantae, Streptophyta, Magnoliopsida, Poales, Poaceae. The coding region runs from base 163 to 1302 and encodes 379 amino acids. Gene Ontology annotation, biological process: regulation of DNA-templated transcription. Gene Ontology annotation, cellular component: nucleus. The record is from RefSeq and is a predicted model, not a curated record. The transcript has 5 exons. Gene Ontology annotation, molecular function: DNA-binding transcription factor activity.